Conger conger (European conger) is the source of this 1523-nucleotide messenger RNA. RefSeq names its product high affinity immunoglobulin gamma Fc receptor I-like. The record is from RefSeq and is a predicted model, not a curated record. Gene Ontology annotation, biological process: cell surface receptor signaling pathway. The transcript is spliced from 5 exons. Bases 180 to 1430 code for a protein of 416 amino acids. Gene Ontology annotation, molecular function: transmembrane signaling receptor activity. NCBI's taxonomy places the organism in Eukaryota, Metazoa, Chordata, Actinopteri, Anguilliformes, Congridae.
ACAAACUCAGCAUUUCAAAUACAAACAAGUACUGCCAUUAUAAUUAUAAAUAUAAAUAAAUGUAUUACUUUAACAAACAUUCAUGCUCUAUUGAUAAAUGCCUGCAAGUUGGGCUGCUGAUCAUUUUUGUGAAAUUGCUCAUCAAUAAGUAAACAUUGGCUGACUGUGAACAUUUUUACAUGCUGAUAAUGCUGAAUGCUUGUUUUAUCAAGCCAUUCCACAUCCUUUCUUUUCACUGGGCCAAUCUCUCUCCACUAGAGACCAGUGCUCGGGCUGUCCUGACUGCUGAUCCACAAGGGUCAGACGUGUGGUUACAGGAGACUGUGCGUCUCAACUGUAAGGUAGAGGAUUCAGAUCCAUUCACCCGAUGGGAGUACUCCUGGAAGAAGUUAAGAGAAGCAGAAGAGCCCACACCCUACUCCUAUACUGGAGAAGGCUCUGCUGUUUACAUCCUGAACCAGGUGGUGGAGUCUGACAGUGCUCAGUAUUGGUGUGAAGCAAAGGCUGAAAAUCGCACGAUAAUCAGCACUCCGUAUACUCUGACAGUGACAUCUCCACCGCCUGCUGUGCUGACCCUGGAGCCUGCAUGGAGGACGUUCUACCCCUCUGAGAAAGUCACUCUGAAAUGUGACAUUCAGAGCCAGCAGACUGAGUGGAGAUAUCAGUGGUACAAGGACGGAGAGUCUCGUAACAGUGCAUCCUCCAGAAGCACAAAUGAGUUCACAAUCCCAGCUCUAGAUCUGUCACACAGGGGAAGAUACUACUGUAGAGGGGGAAUACCAGGAAGAGCUGUUUCCACUGAAAAGAGCAACUAUGUGACACUGACUGUAGAUGCUCUCCCAACUGUGGUUCUGGCUCUACAGACGAGUUGGACAAAUUUCUUUAACGGAGAGAGAGUGACUCUGCACUGUGACAUUCAGGGAGGCUCUCCUGUGUGGGUGUAUAAUUGGUACAGAGGUGAAAAAGAACUUCCUGUGGACACGAAUAAGGACACCUAUGAGAUCCUGUCUGCCGAUCAGUCAGACUCAGGAACCUACACAUGUAAAGGACAGCAUAAAGAAAGAGAACUGUAUACUGGCAGCAGCAAUACAAUUAAAGUGAAAGUUUCUGCUCCACCGCCUGCUGUGCUGACCCUGGAGCCUGCAUGGAGGACGUUCUACCCCUCUGAGAAAGUCACUCUGAAAUGUGACAUUCAGAGCCAGCAGACUGAGUGGAUCUAUCAGUGGUACAGAGACGGAGAGUCUCGUGACAGUGCGCCCUCCAGAAGCACAAAUGGGUUCACAAUCCCAGCUCUAGAUCUGUCACACAGGGGAAGAUACUACUGUAGAGGGGGAAUACCAGGAAGAGCUGUUUCCACUGAAAAGAGCAACUAUGUGACACUGACUGUAGAUGCUCCACCGCCUGCUGUGCUGACCCUGGAGCCUGCAUGAAGGACGUUCUACCCCUCUGAGAAAGUCACUCUGAAAUGUGACAUUCAGAGCCAGCAGACUGAGUGGAGAUAUCAGUGGUACAGAGAUGGAGAG